AUGCAGCGCUUAUUCGGGAUUGAGAUCAAUUACAGUUUGGCUCUCCGUGCAAGAAAUAUCGCGAUUGAGAUCACGUAUGGUGAUUUUGGGAACUCCUAUCAGAUGCUCCCGUCGUAUUUGUGUAUGCUGAGAAUGAGUAAUCCUGACACGUUAUAUGACCUUGAGAUGAAGGCUGAUGGCGAGUUCCAUCAUAUGUUUGUUGCACUUGGACAAAGCAUGGCUGCCUUUGGGAAUAGUUACUUGAUGCCGGUCAUCGUCGUAAACGGGACCCAUCUGAAGGGAAUGAAUAGCGGCAUUUUGUUCGUUGCUGUUACAAAGGAUGGGAACGAAGGAAUAUUUCCUCUCGCAGUUGGGCUUGGUCCUAUUGAGAACGACGAGUCUUGGACUUGGUUCUUCCACCGACCGAGGAGUUUCUUUGGUCAGCCUGAUGAUCUCUUGAUAGUGUCUGAUCAGCACAAGAGCAUCAGAAAUGCUGCGGAGUGUGUCUACCCGAACGUCCCGCACGGGUUGUGUUAUUAUCAUCUGCAGAAGAAUCUCGCGCAUUAUGGGUUGCAUGUAGCUGCAGUCUUCAAAGCAGCGGCAUAUUCCUAUCGAUCAGACGAUUUUCAUAGGAAUUUUUCUGCGCUUGAAGUACUGAAAGUCAACGCGCACACACGCCUUGACACUAUUGGUGUCGAGAGAUGGGCUAGGUCCAAGUGCCCUGUACGACGUACGAGCUUCAUGACGUCGAAUGCUGCCGAGACGAUGAACAGUAGGCUGUUGUGGGCACGACGCCUCCCGGUUGCCUCAUUGAUAGAGUCCUAUCGAGCUAUUUUGGAGAAAUGGUUUGAUGCACGAUGCCUCUCGACUGCAUCGAGGUCACAUGAGUUGAUUGAGGCGUGCAGGAUUGCAAGUCAUGGAUUUUGUUGGAAAAUAUUUCAAACAAUCCGUGUUGUUGGCCACAUACACGGAGCUAUUGUUCCCGUGCCACAUCCUAUGUAUUGGAAUGUGCCUGAAUCGAUAUCAGCCUAUGUUGUGAAACCCCCAGAUAUCACAGAGCAUGCGGGUCACCCGAAGAUGAGUAGGGCUCGUUCAGCAGUCGAGGGUCCUCCUAAGUCAUGA
Molecule: messenger RNA, 1101 nt
Organism: Salvia miltiorrhiza (redroot sage)
Lineage: Eukaryota; Viridiplantae; Streptophyta; Magnoliopsida; Lamiales; Lamiaceae
Exons: 2
Coding region: 1-1101 (366 amino acids)
Source: RefSeq, a predicted model, not a curated record